UGCCCCGCACCACGUGCACAGCUGAUCCUCUUUCAUCCUCCUCUCAUUGCACCGGCGCGUGAUCUCCAUGGGAACGUCGUCACGCAGGAGGAAGUGAACGGGACUAUCUGACAGUGAGCUUGCUUAGCAUGGCAGCAAAGGCAGUUUUGCCUAGGAGGGCCGACCCCACUGAGUUGAAAGCCAUUUUUGAAAAGUAUGCCAGUGUAAAGAAGAAUGAUGAGCACUUCAUGUCGCCGCAGGACUUUGUUAGCCGUUUCCUCCAUGCCCACACAGACAUCCGGCUUUCAGACGAGGCCACAAAGCUGCUGGCUGGAGUGGUGGACCAGAAGAAAGAUGGGUUGAUCUCCUUUCAGGAGUUUGUAGCAUUUGAGUCGGUGCUGUGUGCCCCAGACUCUCUCUUCAUGGUUGCCUUCCUGCUGUUUGAUAAAGCGGGCAAUGGAGUGACCACUUUUGAGGAUGUGAAGCAGGUCUUCAACCAGACCACCAUCCACCAGCACAUCCCCUUCAACUGGGACUGUGAGUUUAUACAGCUGCACUUUGGCAUACAGAGAGACAAGCAGCUCAGCUACGGAGAGUUCACCCAGUUUCUCCUGGAGAUGCAGCUGGAACAUGCACGACAGGCUUUUAUCCAACGCGACCAAGCCCACAGCGGCUCCAUCUCAGCCCUGGACUUCAGGGACAUCAUGGUCACCAUCCGGCCGCACAUGCUCACACCCUUCGUAGAGGAAUGCCUCGUGGCGGUUGCGGGUGGCAGCACGUCUCAUCAGGUCAGCUUCUCCUACUUCAACGGCUUCAACUCGCUGCUCAACAACAUGGAGCUAAUCAGAAAGAUCUACAGCACCCUGCCUGGCCACCGCCGAGAUGUGGAAGUCACCAAAGAGGAGUUCAUUGUGGCAGCUCAGAGGUUUGGCCAGGUGACACCCAUGGAAGUUGACAUCCUCUUUCAGCUGGCCGACCUGUCAGAGCCCCGUGGACGUGUUGGUUUAGUCGACAUUGAGAAGAUCGCUCCGCUGGAGGAAGGCGCCCUGCCCUACAACCUGGCAGAGGUCCAGAGACAGCAGUUGGGCAGCGAUGGCUCCCGCCCCAUCCUGGUCCAGGUGGCAGAGUCAGUCUACAGGUUCGCCCUUGGCUCAGUGGCAGGGGCCGUGGGUGCCACUGCAGUGUACCCCAUUGAUCUGGUGAAGACGCGCAUGCAGAACCAGAGGAGCAGCGGCUCCCUGGUGGGAGAGCUCAUGUACAAGAACAGCUUCGACUGCUUCAAGAAGGUGGUGCGCUACGAGGGCUUCUUUGGACUUUACCGAGGUCUGGUACCACAGCUACUGGGUGUGGCGCCCGAGAAAGCCAUAAAGCUCACAGUGAACGACUUCGUGCGAGGAAAGACCAGACAGAAAGAUGGCACAGUCCCUCUGGCUGCCGAGAUCCUGGCUGGGGGAUGUGCUGGUGGCUCCCAGGUGAUCUUCACCAACCCUCUGGAGAUAGUAAAGAUUCGUCUGCAGGUGGCAGGAGAGAUCACCACAGGGCCGAGGGUCAGCGCCUUGUCUGUCAUCAGGGACCUUGGCUUUUUUGGACUUUACAAGGGUUCCAAGGCUUGUUUUCUGCGGGACAUCCCCUUCUCAGCCAUCUACUUCCCUUGCUAUGCUCACACCAAGGCUUACCUCACUGAAGAGGACGGAAGGAUAGGGCCAGCCAAGAUGCUGUUUGCUGGAGCUCUGGCAGGCAUGCCAGCGGCCUCUCUGGUGACCCCAGCAGACGUGAUCAAGACCAGGCUACAGGUGGCGGCACGUGCCGGUCAGACCACCUACAGCGGCCUGGUGGACUGCUUUUGGAAGAUCCUCAGAGAAGAGGGGCCCCGCGCUUUCUGGAAAGGAGCUGGAGCUCGAGUGUUUCGGUCCUCGCCUCAGUUUGGAGUGACUCUGGUGACCUAUGAACUCCUGCAGCGCUGGUUCUAUAUCGACUUUGGAGGACAAAAGCCGGCUGGCUCGGAGCCCACCCCCAAGUCUCGGAUCAGCCUGCCGGCGCCCAACCCCGACCACAUCGGAGGCUUCAGGUUGGCCGUGGCCACGUUCGCUGGCAUCGAGAGCAAGUUUGGACUCCAUCUCCCACGCUACACGGUGGCAACGGUGGCAGCAGCCCCUGAAAACACCCCCUGAACUGCUCACUUUGUCAGUCCACGGGUGGGGGGUGAGUGAAUGAGAGGUCUCCAAUGUUUUUCGUACAUAAAUCAUUGUUUGUAGUAUUUUAAGUCAAUUAUUUAAAGUUAUUAUUUUUUCUCUGGCAGAUGUUGAAAUAUACCUUAACUGCUUUGCAAAAUAGUAUCAAUAACUAUAUAGAGUUGCAGCUUUUUCCGGUGUCUUCCUUUUGUUGCUUUAUGAUAAAAAGCACAUUCCUCAUAUGAUCAUGUAGCUGGCUAAAGAAGGAUUGACUGAUCAUAAAUGUGGCACUUCUGUAUAUAUGAGAUAUUCAGAGACAUAUUUUCAUAUCUAUAUGGCUGUUUUGGUCCUGAGUUGCUCAUCUGAUCAAAUGUAUCUACAAGAAUAUGACCAAAAAGUACUUGAAUGCAAAGACACAGUGUAACAUUCUGACUGUACACAAUGUUUACUGUUGUAAGACGUUUGAUUUCAGGUCGAAAUGUGUGCGGACAUGCAAAUAUCUGAAAAAGAGAUCUGGCACCAACGGAAGUUCUGUAGUGUGUCACAACUGAGUGUUUAAAAUUGUACAGUACAGAUAAUGUAGGCGUUAAAUAUGGUGUGUCAUCAUCGUGCCUUGCUGUACGUAUGGCAGCAACAUGUGUACUGAGAGU
Molecule: messenger RNA, 2800 nt
Organism: Xiphias gladius (swordfish)
Lineage: Eukaryota; Metazoa; Chordata; Actinopteri; Istiophoriformes; Xiphiidae
Product: calcium-binding mitochondrial carrier protein Aralar2
Exons: 18
Coding region: 129-2150 (673 amino acids)
Biological process (GO): malate-aspartate shuttle; aspartate transmembrane transport; L-glutamate transmembrane transport
Molecular function (GO): L-glutamate transmembrane transporter activity; L-aspartate transmembrane transporter activity; calcium ion binding
Source: RefSeq, a predicted model, not a curated record